This is a messenger RNA of Gossypium raimondii (Peruvian cotton), 1231 nucleotides long. Its product is annotated as ACT domain-containing protein ACR11. The coding region runs from base 119 to 997 and encodes 292 amino acids. Lineage: Eukaryota; Viridiplantae; Streptophyta; Magnoliopsida; Malvales; Malvaceae. The transcript has 10 exons. The record is from RefSeq and is a predicted model, not a curated record. Gene Ontology annotation, cellular component: chloroplast stroma; chloroplast thylakoid membrane.
ACCUUCUCACAUAACAUUUUUCUUUGGUUUUUGCUGCUUCUUUCUCAUCUCUUUAUCUUUUUUUUUUUCUUCAUUUUCUCCUUUCUUCAGCUUCAGCUUUUUUUUUUGUUCUAUUAUAAUGGCUGUGGCUAUGGCUUCUGCUGCUAAUUGUGGUGUAUACUUUUCAAGCAACACUAACAAGCUUAAUUUUCCUGUUUUUGAUUUCAAAAACCAUUCUUGGUCUGCUGCCUUUGUCACCACACCACCCAACAUUCUUGAGAAAAGAAGUGUUAGAUUGUCAUUUUCAAUGAUGGGGAUCAUUCCACGAGCAACAUCAUCAGCCACAGCUGUGGAGAGUGAUGGAAGUUUCCAGGACACUGAUACAGUUCCAACCCCCAAAGUUAUAAUUGACCAAGACUCUGAUCCAGAUGCCACCGUAGUGGAAAUAACCUUUGGUGAUCGGCUUGGAGCUCUUUUGGAUACUAUGAAUGCACUAAAAAAUCUGGGGUUGAAUGUUUCUAAAGCAAAUGUCUAUCUGGAUUCAUCUGGGAAGCAUAACAAGUUUGCCAUCACUAAGGCUAGUACUGGAAGGAAAGUUGAGGAACCAGAACUGCUUGAGGCAAUACGUUUGACGAUUAUUAACAACUUACUUGAAUAUCAUCCAGAAUCAAGUUCCCAGUUAGCUAUGGGUGCAACCUUCGGCGUUGAGCCACCAAAAGAAAAGGUUGAUGUGGACAUUGCAACCCACAUAAGAGUUGAUGAUGAUGGUUCUGAUCGUAGCUUGCUCUAUGUGGAGACUGCUGACCGUCCAGGGUUGCUGGUGGAUCUUGUCAAAAUUAUUACUGACAUCAACAUCACCGUUGAGUCUGGGGAGUUCGACACUGAGGGGUUGUUGGCAAAGGCAAAGUUUCACGUCAGCUACAAGGGUAAAGCUAUCAUCAGGCCUCUGCAGCAGGUUCUUGCUAAUAGUUUACGAUAUUUCUUGAGGCGUCCUACUACGGAGGAGGCGAGUUUUUGAGUCACCAUGAUGAUGCUAUAAGCCUUGCCUAGCUAAACCAUGUUUAGGAGCUUACAUCAUCAAUUGAGUUUAGAAUUAUCUUAUUAUAUCCCCUCCAAUUGAAUUGGCCAACAGGGUGAAUAUUAUAGCUUGUUCUUCACAACAAUCCUCUCUUCUCUUCUGUAAGAAUUCUUCAAUUAUCCUUUUAGUAUUAUUGUUGCAAUGAACGAUAUUAAUCCCACCAUUUUUCUAGAA